UCCUGGUUUCCUCAGUGUCCACUAAGUCUCUCUGUCAGCUCCUGGUGACUGCCUUAACUGGUCCUCCCCUUUGGGAGACAUGGGCUGGGGACUGAGAAGGAGAUAAGUAUGCUGCUCUAGAAACCAUGAUUCUGAAGAUGUGGAGACCCACUGCAGACUUUGGGAAGAGCCAAGCUUAGAGCUGUGAGAGCCUCUUGGAGCAGAGCUGGGGUGUGAGAAGAAGAGUUUGGGUCUGCUGUGUCGCCUUUGCCCUGAGCUGUUCCUGAUGAAGUCACAGCCUUUCAAAGCCGGGAGCCAAGAGAAGCAGCUCUGCAGACAUGGGAAUUUACUGCAAGCCCUCUGUGCUCUUCCAGGACUCCUACCUCCUGGUCCUUACACAGUUGCUUUGCUGGGUGACCACAAUGGCUAGGAUGUGUCAGGAGCUCUGCAGCUCAGAUCUGCAGGAGACUCACAAACCUGGCACAAAGCAUUUUGCUGUCUUUCCAUUUAUACCUCUCACUGCUACAUCUGUGUCCACAGAGGGUUUCUGGGUCUUUGGUCCCUCAGACCCCGUUGUGGCCGCACCAGGUAGGGAAGCCAUACUUCCCUGCUCCGUGUUUCCAGCCAUGAGUGUGGAGAACAUGGAGGAGCUGAGGUGGUUCCGCAACAGAUUCUCACAAGCAGUAUUUGUCUAUCGGGACCAAGAGGAGCAGAAGGAAGAGCAGAUGAUUGAGUAUUCUUGGCGGACCUCGCUGGUGAAGGAUCAAUUCCAUGAAGGCAAGGCUGCCGUGAGGAUCCAGAAUGUCCAGGAGUCAGAUAGUGGGAUAUACGUCUGCCACUUCAAACACGGACACUUCCGUGAAGAGGCCAUCUUGGAACUGAAGGUGGCAGCAAUGGGCUCUGUCCCUGAAGUGUACAUCAAAGGUCCAGAAGAUGGUGGAGUGUGUGUUGUGUGCAUGACUUCAGGGUGGUACCCGGAGCCCCAGGUGCAUUGGAGAGACUCCAGAGGAGAGGAUCUCCCAGCAUCCUCAGAGACCCUCCAUGAAGAUGCUGAAGGACUGUUCAGCACAGAGAACUCGCUGGUGGUGAGAGACAGCUCUGUGAGGAAUGUGACCUGCUCCACCUUCAAUCCCAUCUUGGGUCAGGAGAAAGCCAUGGCCAUUGUCAUUCCAGAGCCCUUCUUCCCUCAGGCCUCUCCCUGGAAGACAGCUUUUGUUGUGAUCCUGACCAUGAUGGGACUUCUAGUCUUGGGGACAAUCUCUCUUUUCGGAUGGGAACGUUUUGUAAGGCUGAAGUUGCAGAAGGAACAGAUCCAUAUUCAUUGUGAGAAGGAUAAGGCACAGACCGAAAAGGAGGAUGCUCUCAGGACUGCUAGUGCACUCAGGGAGGAGCUUGAUUGGAGGAAAGUCGCCUACAAUCAUGCCUGGAGGAAGGCCCAGCUGUAUGCAGAUUGGCGCAAAGAACACUUCCAGACCUGGACUUUCACUCUGGAUCCAGCCUCUGCCCACCCCACCCUUGUCAUCUCCCAGGAUAGGAUGAGAGUGACCCGGAAGGACACCACUGUGUGCUUGGAUGACCUCUUCAGUGUGCUAGGCACCAAAGGCAUCUCGUCUGGAAGAUAUUACUGGGAGGUCAAGCUGGCAAACGGAGAAGGCAGCAAAUGGAUUCUGGGGGUCUGUAGGGAAGGUGUGGAGAGGAAAGGCUUUUAUUUUGAGAGUCCAGAGAAGGGGUUUUGGACAGUGGGGCAGUCUAGUAGUGGGUAUUGGGCCUAUGUUGACUCUGGGAGGGAUUCCUUAUCCAUCAGGCAAGCUCCACAGAGUGUGGGGGUGUUUGUGGACUAUGACGAAAGGAACAUCUCCUUCUAUAACAUGAGUGACAAGUCCCACCUUUUCUCCUUCCAUGAGGCUUCCUUCUCUGGGACUCUCCUUCCAUACUUUCAGCUUAAGUCUGGAAAUGUCUCCAUGACUGUCAGCUCCAUGGCCUGUGUGUCUGAGGGGCAGGAGGGAGAAGAGGGAGAGAAAGGGGAGGAACAAGAGGAGGGCAAAGAGGAGGAAGAAUCUCAAUUCCUCCAGCGUGUCAGGGACACUUUGUUCCCAUAGUGUGGAUCACUGCCUAAGUCGUCAAUGUGAGUCCAUGUGGGAGUGUAAAGUAUUUUCACAUUUAAUGUGAUUUUAGAUUAAAUGUUUACAUUUCAUGUAAAAUAGCAAAUUGUACAUUCUGGUGUGUAAAAAUUGUCUCAAUUUUCAGUAUCUAUUAAUAAAGUUUUAUAGGAAC
Rattus norvegicus (Norway rat) is the source of this 2253-nucleotide messenger RNA. The record is from RefSeq and is a predicted model, not a curated record. NCBI's taxonomy places the organism in Eukaryota, Metazoa, Chordata, Mammalia, Rodentia, Muridae.